AUGUCUCAACAGGCACUCUCUCGCUCGACCUAUGUUGGAAACGUUCGAAGGGCUGUAUUGUUGAGGGCCCAUCCCGACAGGUUUCGAAGUCAUGGAGAUGAUGAGCGCCGACGAAGGCAAGAAACUUUGUUGAAAGAGUUAGGUGCACGAAUAUCAGAAAGUGACUUUAGCGAUUAUACAACUUACAGAAAAAGCCAAAUUCCAUUCCGAAAAGGCCCUUCACGGUUUAUUCCGUUCGCCCUUGAGAGGAGGGAUGGGUCGAUUCUCGAUGACAAACUUGACAUCAAUGAUUCUGUGGAAGGGAUAUUGCAAAGUCUAGCAAAUUUGUUGAAAAAGUCUGGAGCGGUGCCACCGAAACCUCCUCCCGCAGACGAGCCGGUAUUUAAUCAGGACGCAAACAUAUUUGAUAUGCCGCAGUUUGACGCAAUCGAUCGCCGUUUUGACUUGAAUACGGCGAAAGGAAGAAACCUACUUUCAUUUGUUGACGGACUUGACAGUUCGGAGGUGGAAAGACGUCGAACAUCUCGUUUGGACGCUGUGGCAAUAGCUUCAGUUGCUCGUCAAAUGUACUCGUUUCAAGCAAUUGAUGGCAUCCGUCUCGGUUGGAGUUCACAAAAUUUUGCAGUUCUUGUUUCUAGUGUGGUCAGCCUCCAUGAAGAGCACAGCAAGAAGUUCAAUGUCACAUCCUUCUACCCACUACGAUUGGUAUUUACACCAGAUGAAAUGCGAGAUCCAUUAGAUCUUCACGGAGGAACAAUCUACCUCCACCCUGCAGAUACGCAACUUCAGUGGCUUAACGUGCUGCAAGAAGUCACCGAAUCAAAGCUUCUAGAGUUGGAGCACAACAGAGAAAUGGCAAACCAACGAACCUCGUUGCUCCAGAAUGCUUUGGGUGUCAAGGUGGUAAAAGGGUAUUCCUGUUCGUCAAGGGAAUAUCACAUAUUCCUGGCAAAAAUGGCUGAAAGCCUCAGCGAAACACUAGAUUCUACAAAUGAUGAAUCAACCGCACUUCAAGUGGAGAGCUUGCGAGUGGUUGUUGAAUCGCCAUCAGCCUCCCGACGAAUUCGAUUGACAGAAGAAGGUUACAUACGGGGAAAUAGUGCCAUGUCAGAGUCAGAUCUCAGAAAAGCAAUCGCUAGGCUAGCCCACGAUGCACAGGAUCGAAUGAAGCAGGAAAAAGAGUACACGGAGAAGUGCAAGGAGAUGACAAGGCAGAUACAGUACAGUCUCGGUUUACAGCGCGUUUUUCGAAAGGGUGUCGUCAGCCGAAAGGAAUUUCUCAUUUCUCUAGGACGAUUGCUGGAACAAUCGUCUAAUCUGGGAAACAGUUUAUCAGGGUUUUCUUUGGGUAUUGGGACCAGUGGCGUGUUUGCUCAUUUGAGUGACGAUGGUAGCUUGAUCGUCCCCUAUGAUUGGAGAUGA
Cylindrotheca closterium is the source of this 1422-nucleotide messenger RNA. The record is from the annotation of a GenBank genome assembly. Lineage: Eukaryota; Bacillariophyta; Bacillariophyceae; Bacillariales; Bacillariaceae.